UGUCCGGACGGGGGUCCUGUCUAACCUUGACCGGGCCCGCCUGCGUGUCUCUCUCGGGGUCAAAGGCGAUUCCGAGGGAUUCAGGUCUAAAUCUGACCCCCAAAGCCCCUACUUCUCCUCGGUACGAAUAAGGGCUGCGUCCCAUCGGUCACGCGUCUGUGGCUCGAGGGACAGGACCGGUUCUGACCAGUUUGAUGUUUCCCGCCCCUGUUCUGACUGAAGUCUGAGAGAAGGAACCGCUGCACUGGACUCGUUAGCUUGUCUGGCCCCACUGUCUGUGAAAUGACAAGUUUUCCACCUCUCAAGCUGUGAUGUCAGGUUAUCAUGGUUCUCCAUCACAUUUUUUUUUACUACUGGUAAUCGUUGUAUGCGUGGAUCGAGGGCUGCUUUGCAAACCACUGUUAGGUACAUUACUUUGUGGAGCAGACCUUGUCACCAUCUGUGUUUGCUAAAUAAUGGUUCCCGCUGUAUCAGUAGGUUGUACGGUUCUGAAAGCGUCUUUCAGAAGAUCGUGAGAAGCAGAAGAGAAGUUGGGUCAGAGUAGGGCAGCCAGCCCUGGGUUGGAAUGAUAAUGACGGAACCCCGGCAAGUCACAGACUUAGACUCCCCGGCGGAGCCUCCGCAGGAGCAGGAAGACCUCCUGAUAGUGAAAGUGGAGGAAGAAGACUGCACCUGGAUGCAGGAGUACCACCCGCCAGCCUUCGAGACUGUCUACCAGCGCUUCCGGCACUUCCAGUACCAUGAGGCCUCGGGACCCCGCGAGGCGCUCAGCCAGCUCCGCGUGCUCUGCUGUGAGUGGCUGCGGCCCGAGCUGCACACCAAGGAGCAGAUCCUGGAGCUGCUGGUGCUGGAGCAGUUCCUGACCAUCCUGCCGGAAGAGUUCCAGGCCUGGGUGCGAGAACAUCACCCUGAGAGCGGAGAAGAGGCCGUGGCCGUGGUUGAAAGUAUACAGAGGGAGCUUGAGGAACGUAGGCAACAGAUUGUUGCAUGUCCUGAAGUGCCUUCUCAGAAGAUGGUGCCGCCUGGAGCAGUGCAGGAGUCCUUCAGUCACCAGCUCCGGUCUGUGAAUAGCCAGCCUGAGCAAGAGCCACAGACGCCACAUCUUCUGGAGGAAAAUGGAUUUACUUAUUUAUUUGAAAGGCAGAGUCAUAGAGAGGCAGAGGCAAAGAGAAAGAGGAAGAGGUCUUCUAUCUGUUGGUUCACUCCCCAAAUGGCUGCAGUGGCUGGAGCUGCGCUGAUCCAAAGCCAGGAGCCAGGAGCUUCUUCUGGGCCUCCCAUCCCUUCCUGUUCUCCAAGUUCCUUCCCUUCCCCUGAAGGACAGCCAGGAGCUGACAACCUCACUUCUCUCAGCUGGGUCCCAGAUUGUGAGUCCGGGGACAAUACGGAGCUCACGGUAAAGCAGACUGCUGAGGACACCACAUCGCAUUGGAUGGCACCGGGAAGCACCGAGAGGAACGCUCCUCAGAGUCAAGGGUUUGCAGAAGUCAGCGACCUUAAGGGCAUGGUCCAGAGGUGGCAGGUGAACUCCGCUGUGGGGAAAUCAAGGCAGAAUUCUUCUCAGAAAAGAGAUCUUAGCACUGGCAAGGACCUUAACCGUAAGCAGAACACAAAUGGUGAGAGAGGUCACAGAUGUCUCGACUGUGGCAAAUUUUUUCUUCAAGCCUCAAACUUCAUUCAGCAUCGGCGAAUCCACACUGGAGAAAAACCAUUUACAUGUGGUGAAUGUGGGAAAAGCUAUAAUCAGCGUGUGCACCUCACUCAGCACCAGCGAGUCCACACUGGUGAGAAACCCUAUAAAUGUCAGGUGUGCGGAAAAGCAUUCCGGGUGAGCUCUCAUCUCGUGCAGCAUCAUAGCGUCCACAGUGGAGAGCGACCCUAUGGGUGUAAUGAAUGUGGGAAGAACUUUGGUCGGCAUUCACACCUGAUCGAACACCUGAAACGCCACUUCAAGGAGAAAUCCCAGAGAUGCAGUGACAAAAGAAAGAAUACAAAGUUGAAUGUCAAGAACAUUUCAGAAUUUUCAGAAGCAGACAUGGAACUAUCAGGAAAAAUCCAAAGAAAUGUUUCUCAAGUUCAAGAUUUUGCAGACGACUAUGACCACCAAGGCCUGGUGGAUAGAAAACCAGGAAUUCCCAUGAAAGACAUACUAGGACAGCCCUCUUCAAAGAGGGUGAAUUACAGUGAAGUCAGGUAUGUCCACAAAAAAUCCUCCACAGGAGAGAGACCACACAAAUGUAAUACAUGUGGAAAGAGUUUUAUUCAGAGUGCACAUCUUAUUCAACAUCAACGAAUCCACACUGGAGAGAAACCAUUUAGGUGUGAUGAAUGUGGGAAAAGCUACAAUCAACGUGUACACCUCACUCAGCAUCAGCGAGUCCACACUGGUGAAAAACCCUACACCUGUCAUCUGUGUGGGAAAGCCUUUAGAGUGAGAUCCCAUCUUGUUCAGCAUCAGAGUGUGCACAGUGGAGAGAGACCCUUUAAGUGUAAUGAAUGUGGGAAAGGCUUUGGGAGGCGUUCACACCUGGCUGGACAUCUGCGACUUCACUCUAGAGAGAAAUCUCACCAGUGCCAGGAAUGUGGAGAGAUCUUUUUUCAGUACGUUAGCCUGAUUGAACAUCAGGUGCUUCACAUGGGUCAGAAAAGUGAAAAAAAUGGCAUUUGUGAGGAAGCAUACAGUUGGAACUUGACUGUGAUUGAGGAUAAGAAGAUUGAGUUGCAAGAGCAGCCCUACAAGUGUGAUAUAUGUGGAAAAACCUUUGGGUACAGUUCAGACCUUAUUCAGCAUUAUAGAACUCAUACUGCAGAGAAAACCCAUAAAUGUGAUAUAUGUAGAGAAAAUGUUGGCCAGUGUUCCCACAAAAAACAACAUCCAAAAAUCUGUCCCAGCACGAAGUCCCAUCAGUGUGACGAAUGUGGAAGAGGCUUCACUCUGAAGUCGCAUCUUAGUCAACAUCAGAGAAUCCAUACUGGUGAGAAACCCUAUCAAUGUAAAGAAUGUGGAAUGAGUUUUAGUUGGAGUUGUAGCCUGUUUAAACAUCUGAGAAGCCAUGAGCGGACAGAUUCCAUAAACACCCUAAGUGUGUAAGUAUUUCUACUGCACAACCGCUGUUAGUUUUAGAGAAGCCUUCCUAAAGAGAAACCUUACUCCUACAAUGAGUACAACAACUUCAGGUAUUUGAAGUUUGCCAUGAAACCUACAGAUAUGUUGAGAUCCUUCAGGCAGAAUUCAACCUUUGGGAACAUUGGAGAAUUCACAAUAAAUAGAUAUGUUUGCUUUCCCCACUGAGAAAUGUUUGGUUUAGCAUCUUCAUGCUUGGGAAUCUAGACAAAGAGAACCUAUGGCUAUGGUGGAUGAAGGAGAACCUUCAGGUGACACACCUUCAUUUGAAACUCAGAAAACUGAUUCUGGGAAAAACCUCAUGGAUGCAGUAGAAAUAAGCUUUAUUUGUAGUUUUCUGCCUUGACAGCCUAUCUAUUCAGGGAAGAGUACAGUGAAAAAAGAACUCCAGCAUGACACCCAUUUUGGUACCUCAGCAAUGAACCUUUUUUAGAAAUAAUUAUCCCAGCCACUAAAAUACUCCAGUCACUGUUCCCAUCUUGAAUAUUAAAACCCUUUGAAAAGAAACUGACAGGUCAUCUAUUUUGGCAAAAUUGGGUGCAGAGGCUAGAUGGUAUGGUGUAUGUUUCUACUGCGAUAUUCAAUCUGCAACUUUUUGAAACGUACGUUGUUUUGUUUUGAUUCUAGUAGCAUUAAGGCUAGCCAGUAGGAAGAGGAGUUAAACUAGUAAAAUCAGGAGAAACUGUGCUGCUUAGUCACAUCUUAAGAUGAAGGAACCAGGGGCCUUAGGGGAAUAGACUAGAAGGGAAAAACUGGGGUGGUCUGUAUUUUAUGACUCAAAAUAAUGGCAGCUAAAUCUAUACAAUAAGUUGGAUUGAGUUAAAGGUCAAGUAAUAUGUGAGCUGAUUCCCAGGUGCCCUGAAGAUAGACCUCCCUUAGAGUGACAGUGUUCAGAAUGAGUUUCAAUUCACAACUAGAACUCAAAGUGAAUAGUAACAGGGAGCAGGCAUGAUGUGACCCAGUUAGCCCUGCCUUGUGGGAAGGUGUGGGUAGUGAUUUUGGGGAGCAAAAAAGAUGACAUGGAUAAGAUCAUUAGCUUGAGCCUGUUAGCUAGGGAGGGUGAAAGUGCUUGAGUGUGCUGAAGCCCUGCCUCUGCCGAGUUGCCUGACAUACAGUAAGUGCCCACUAAAUAUUUAUGUCACUGUGGUAACCUAUCCAGACCCCUUUACCAAGCUGACACACCCAUUCUCUAGCUGCUCUGAGUUUGGGUGGUAAGUGCUCUGUUCUCUCAUUUCUCCAGAGACUCUAGGGGAACUGUCCUUGGACAAUGGAGGCUGCUUUCCAAAGGAGUUAUCAACCCUCCACACCCUCAGGCAAUGACUGAUAGGGGUACAAAAGGAUGGUUCACUUGCUUGGGGUGGGUGGGGA
Molecule: messenger RNA, 4489 nt
Organism: Lepus europaeus (European hare)
Lineage: Eukaryota; Metazoa; Chordata; Mammalia; Lagomorpha; Leporidae
Gene: ZKSCAN5
Product: zinc finger with KRAB and SCAN domains 5
Exons: 6
Coding region: 566-3088 (840 amino acids)
Biological process (GO): regulation of transcription by RNA polymerase II
Molecular function (GO): RNA polymerase II cis-regulatory region sequence-specific DNA binding; DNA-binding transcription factor activity, RNA polymerase II-specific
Source: RefSeq, a predicted model, not a curated record